UCUUAAAUAUUACCUUAGCACUAGCAAGCUCCUGUGUUUCUGACACAGUAACUUUGAUUUAAAGAGCCAAAUCAUAGAGACAUUCUCAAAUCUUACAAUAAUUAUAGUGCUCAGUCCGUGAGAUUUCAUUUCACGGUUCUGACACUGACACCUGACACAUACCACGGGAUCCCUAUUUCUGCUCUCCAUUUUGCUGAUCUCCCCUUCAUUUAUUAGCAACCCAUUGGGAUUUUGAUCGGAAAGUUUAGUUUUUUAUAUUCUGUUUUUUAUUGGUUUUUGCCAUUUCAUCAGUGAUCACACCAUGAUUUGCACGGUGAAACAGCCCGCCAUAUCGAUCGGAGCCUCUGAUGUUUUGCUAUGGAAAAAGGGUUCAACUUUAGCCUCAGCUCAGUCAUGUUCCCUUGUUGUCUCUUCUUCCCACCCAAGGGAAAAGACUGUGAGAUCUCUUUUGUCAGUGCAAAAGCCACUGCACCUUUCAUGUGUGGGGUUGGGAAAUUUUGUUAGGUCUCCGGUGAGGCGUGAACGUGGUGGUGAUCUGGGGACAUGUAGGGCCUAUGAGGCUCAGAGACCGGAGGUGGAAGGGGCUGAUCCAUCAGAGGCUGCUAAGAAGGUGAAAAUUGGUAUAUACUUUGCAACCUGGUGGGCUCUGAAUGUGGUGUUCAAUAUUUAUAACAAGAAGGUGCUGAAUGCGUACCCCUACCCUUGGCUUACCUCAACACUCUCCCUUGCAUGUGGGUCUCUCAUGAUGUUGAUCUCUUGGGCCACCAGGAUAGCCGAGCCUCCUAAGACCGAUCUUGAGUUCUGGAAGAAUUUGUUACCUGUUGCUGUCGCACAUACAAUAGGACAUGUAGCGGCAACUGUUAGCAUGUCAAAAGUUGCAGUAUCAUUCACCCACAUCAUAAAGAGUGGUGAACCAGCUUUCAGUGUUCUUGUUUCCAGAUUUCUUCUGGGUGAGACCUUCCCGGUGCCAGUCUAUCUGUCCUUAAUUCCUAUCAUUGGUGGAUGUGCACUUGCAGCUGUUACUGAGCUAAACUUCAACAUGAUUGGUUUUAUGGGGGCUAUGAUAUCGAAUUUGGCAUUCGUGUUCCGUAACAUAUUUUCAAAGAAGGGCAUGAAAGGAAAGGCUGUUAGUGGAAUGAACUACUAUGCGUGUUUAUCUAUGUUGUCUCUUGUAAUACUCACACCUUUUGCGAUUGCUGUGGAGGGACCACAGAUGUGGGCAGCUGGAUGGCAAGCAGCACUCUCUCAAAUUGGACCUCAAUUUAUAUGGUGGGUGGCAGCUCAGAGUAUAUUCUAUCACCUGUAUAAUCAGGUGUCAUACAUGUCUCUGGAUGAGAUAUCUCCUUUGACAUUUAGCAUUGGAAACACCAUGAAACGUAUAUCUGUUAUAGUUUCUUCAAUCAUCAUCUUCCACACACCAGUUCAGCCUGUUAACGCUCUUGGAGCUGCUAUUGCCAUCCUCGGAACCUUCUUGUAUUCACAGUCAAAGCAGUAGAGUGGAGGAGUCAUAAAAGUCACUGGUAGAUGGAUUUUGGUAAAAGUCUGAAGGAUCCGGCACUUUUGUCUAUUUCUAUGUGAAUAAUAAUAGUUAAUAAUGAUGAGCUGCUGAGGAACAUUAUCAUUAGACAUUAUUAGUUUUUCUGCUCCUUCUCUAUGUCUAAAUUAUCAUCAAGUUUGAGGAAUAAAUGAGUUUGUUUAGUCUGAGAAAUUUCUCAAAAACAUGUCAUACUAUUAUAGUUUUUCUA
This is a messenger RNA of Vigna radiata var. radiata (mung bean), 1745 nucleotides long. RefSeq names its product glucose-6-phosphate/phosphate translocator 1, chloroplastic. Gene Ontology annotation, biological process: transmembrane transport. Gene Ontology annotation, cellular component: membrane; Golgi apparatus. Gene Ontology annotation, molecular function: antiporter activity; triose-phosphate transmembrane transporter activity; phosphoglycerate transmembrane transporter activity. Lineage: Eukaryota; Viridiplantae; Streptophyta; Magnoliopsida; Fabales; Fabaceae. The coding region runs from base 302 to 1495 and encodes 397 amino acids. The transcript has 5 exons. The record is from RefSeq and is a predicted model, not a curated record.